This is a messenger RNA of Juglans microcarpa x Juglans regia, 1289 nucleotides long. Its product is annotated as protein VTE6, chloroplastic-like. NCBI's taxonomy places the organism in Eukaryota, Viridiplantae, Streptophyta, Magnoliopsida, Fagales, Juglandaceae. The record is from RefSeq and is a predicted model, not a curated record. The transcript has 5 exons. Bases 169 to 984 code for a protein of 271 amino acids. Gene Ontology annotation, cellular component: chloroplast inner membrane.
AAAAAACCAAACAAAAGCAAGGAACGAUGGCUUCGUCUCUGUCAUCUCUUCUUCAACUGAGACCUAUUUCAGUCCCUCCGCUCCCCACUCUCCAAAACCCUCUUCAAAGGGACCAUAAUUCUCUUCCAAAACCCUAGUUCGAACGCUGACUCUUGUAGAACUCCAAAGAUGAUGGCGACCCAUGCAGGCAGCGUGCAGAGCGCGCUAUUGGAGGCAAUGAAGGUGAUCCGGUCCUCCCCUCCCACGUGGCAGUCCGCCCUCCUCAACAAUCUCUUCAUUUUUGUUUUGGGUUCACCAAUUCUGGUCUCCGGGCUAUCUCUUUCAGGCAUUGGUGCUGCUUUCCUUUUGGGCAAUCUCACUUGGCGUGCCUUUGGUCCCCCGGGUUUCCUUCUCGUUGCCACUUACUUCAUCAUUGGCACAGCGGCAACAAAAGUGAAAAUGGCACAAAAGGAGGCUCAGGGGGUUGCUGAGAAGAGAAAAGGAAGGAGAGGACCAGCUAGUGUUAUUGGUUCCAGUGCUGCUGGUUGCUUCUGUGCUUUUCUUUCAAUCUUUGGAGUUGGGGGAGAGGCAUUUUCUCAGGUUUGGAAACUCGGAUUUGUUGCCAGCUUUUGUACAAAGUUGAGUGAUACUGUCUCAAGUGAGAUAGGGAAGGCAUAUGGCAAAACAACGUAUUUAGUUACCACGCUUAAGGUAGUCCCAAGGGGAACAGAAGGGGCUGUGAGUGUCGAGGGAACCAUUGCUGGAUUUUUGGCAUCAUUUCUUCUUUCCUUUGGUAGUUGUGUCAUGGGUGAGCUAGGUGCAGCUGAAGCUAUAAUAUGCCUAAUAGCUUCCCAGAUUGCUAAUGUUGGGGAAAGCAUAAUAGGUGCUGCGCUUCAGGAGAAGGAAGGAUUUCAAUGGCUCAACAAUGAUGUUGUCAAUAUUAUCAAUAUAUCCAUGGGCAGCAUUAUAGCCGUCCUCAUGCAGCAGGUUGUUUUCCGAAACUGACAUGUAAAUUCACCUGACAUCAGUGAAUUGGUUAAGAUCAAGAAUUAAUGACCUCCAGAAACGUACAGACAGGAUGCCAUUAACUUUCCUCAUUCUUAUUGUUUCCAUUUCAUUUGAUUAAAAAAAAAAAAAAAACAACUUCAAGAAUAUGUAUACUUGAUUCCUACCGUGGAUGUGAUGUUAAUAUUGCUUCCAAUUUUUUGUAGACCUUGGUGCAACAUACAUUGGAUCUUUCACCCCACAAGCUGUAACAAAACAUUUUUUUUUUUUUUUAAUUUGGGAAAAUAUCAAUCCUCUUAUAGUUG